Messenger RNA from Neoarius graeffei (lesser salmon catfish), 3836 nucleotides. It is a transcript of the gene eef2k, whose product is annotated as eukaryotic elongation factor 2 kinase. The transcript has 19 exons. Gene Ontology annotation, biological process: protein phosphorylation. Gene Ontology annotation, molecular function: calmodulin binding; calcium ion binding; elongation factor-2 kinase activity. Bases 454 to 2673 code for a protein of 739 amino acids. NCBI's taxonomy places the organism in Eukaryota, Metazoa, Chordata, Actinopteri, Siluriformes, Ariidae. The record is from RefSeq and is a predicted model, not a curated record.
CUGCCCUGUUCUAAGCAUGUGCAGAAUUGAUUUGCACCUUGGCUCAAAUAUACAGCCUGGGGUACAUUUUUAAACACAUAGAAGAAUCAUAUGAGGUUAAAGACAUGGUAGUAUUCACUGGUAAACAGCUAAGGCACGUGGUUUUGGCCGGGUAUGGCGCCACGCAGGCGGUGCAGUGAGAAGGAGGAGUGCACUGUGGACACUUUAGUGCAGCACUGAAGUGGGCAGAGCUCGUGGUGGGACGGGUCGUGCUGUCGGUUAGGAAUUACUGAAACAGCAAGAAGCUGAAUUUUUCCUCAAAAUAUCCGCAUUAAGACGUCACGACACUUUGCACAAACUCUGGAAGUAACUGGAUAGUAAAGAAGACUGUUUCGUGAACGUUAUGCCUUCCGGACAGUAGUUUUUUUUUAAUUAUUAUUAUUACUAAGGAAAGCACUUUAAAAAGAAAUCACCAUGGCUGAAGAAGAGCUCAUGUUCAAUAUGGAGGAGGUGGACAGUCUGAAAAGACCUUCCGUCAACAGGGUUGUGUCCUCUGGACGUGACAGCUCAGUUGACGAUGAGGAAGAGGACUUCUACAUCUGCCCCAUCACUGAUGACCCCAUCAGUCCUACAAAAGGCAUCUGUGAUUACUUCAAGGACCUGGUGCACCAUAAACAACUCUCAAAUUCAUUACCCAAAAACUCUUUCAGUUACAAGAACAAAAACGAAACGGACCCAGAGGUGCAUUCUGUCAGGUUUGGUUCUUUAACUGAGAAGGGUCGGGCUGCUUGGAAACAUGCUAUUGAGAAAGCAAGAGCUAUGCCAGACCCCUGGGCUGAGUUUCAUCUGGAAGAUGUUGAGACAGAGCCCUGCAUUCGCUAUAGGUACAAUGCCAUUACUGGUGAAUGGGUCCAGGACCAAGUGUUCAUCAAGAUGUCUGCUCAGCCCUUUGGAAAAGGUGCCAUGAGAGAGUGUUUUCGAACAAAAAAGCUGUCCAACUUCUCCCAUAGCAGUAACUGGAAAUCAGCAUCGAACUAUGUGGCUAAGCGGUACAUGGAGACUGUGGACAGAGAUGUUUAUUUUGAGGAUGUCAGAUUACAAAUGGAAGCUAAAUUAUGGGGUGAGGAGUAUAAUCGCCACAGGCCUCCAAAGCAGGUUGACAUUAUGCAGAUGUGUGUUGUGGAAAUGACCUCGCGGCCAGGGAAGCCGCUUUUCCACCUGGAGCACUACAUCGAGGGGCAAUACAUCAAGUACAACUCGAACUCUGGCUUUGUGAAGGACGAUAACAUACGCCUUACACCUCAGGCUUUCAGUCACUUUACAUUUGAACGCUCGGGACACCAACUGAUAGUUGUGGACAUUCAGGGUGUUGGAGACCUCUACACAGACCCUCAGAUCCACACAGAGAAGGGCACUGACUUUGGUGAUGGAAAUUUGGGUGUACGUGGCAUGGCCCUGUUUUUUCACUCUCACCUGUGCAACAAGAUCUGUAAGAGUAUGGGCCUCACACCUUUUGACCUGGCUCCUGGAGAAAAUGCUCAGCUGGAUUGCACCAACAAGCUGCUGGAAUCAGCCCAGACUGUACUCCGUGGCUCUGAGGAGUUCUGUGGCUCUCCCAGGGUGCAGACUAUGUCGCUCAGCCGUGGACCCCCUCUCCUGUCUCGUCUGUCAGAGACUUCUUCUGCUGAUGAGAACAUGAGCGACACAGACUCCAUCCCCUGUUCACCCCUGAGCCUGGGUGCCUUUGCAGGCCGCUCCCCCCUCGGAUGGUCAGGCAUUCAUGAAACAGAUGACGCAGACAGAAACAACUGGAAUCGAAAGGACUCGGAGAGUGGAGGAGACAGCGGUUACCCAAGUGAAAAACGCAGCGAAGGAGACCUAGGAGAACACCAUGACAGGGCUCGACCUUUCUACAGCAGGCAUUACUCUGAAUCGGAUGAAGACAGUAUCCGUCGGCUGACGGAGGAAAAAUGGAGUUUCUUCCAUUCAUCCCGUGCCCACGUGCACAGGCCGUCUUGUGUGGCAGUAGAGGUGGAGAGACUGAAUUCGCAAUUUCUUGAAAGGAAAAUUGGCAAAUCGAUUCUGGGCAAGGUACAUCUAGCCAUGGUCCGAUACCAUGAAGGAGGUCGGUUCUGUGAAAAAGAUGUACCGUGGGACCGGGAUUCUGCUGUGUAUCAUCUGGAAAGGGCUGCGAUGUGUGGCGAGUUGGAGGCUAUUGUAGCACUUGGUCAGUUAUGUCUGCAGCUGCCACAUCACGUUUUACCGGAGAUUGAACUGCAGGACAACGAAGAAAACAGAAAGAAAGGCUUCCACCUGUUACUUCAAGCUGCUGAGGCUGGAGACAGACCCAGUAUGAUUUUAGUUGCCAGAGCGUUUGAUACAGGAGUCAACCUCCCACCUAAUAGAACUCAGGACUGGGAGGAAGCAGUGCAGUGGUAUGAGAGUGCGCUAAACAUGACUGAUUAUGAUGAGGGAGGAGAGUUUGAUGGCAUGCAGGAUGAACCACGCUACCUCCUUCUAGCUCGGCUAGCUGACAUGUACCAAGAGGGAAGUUUUGGCCUUGCUGCAAAUCCUCAGAGAGCAGGCGAUCUCUUCACCGAGGCAGCUGAUGCUGCCAUGGAGGCAAUGAAGGGCAGACUGGCUAAUCAGUACUACAUGAAAGCUGAAGAAGCUUGGUCUGCAAUGGAAGAGUAAAGGAACUGAUUUCAUCUCCCAGGACUGUUCAUGUUGUGCAUUUAACUGCGUGAAACAUGUUUACAAUGCUCUUUGACAGCAUCUUUUAGUGUGCUGUGCUAUCUGGGUUUAAAUGGGGUGUCCUGAAGCAUACACACAUGCCUUUUGUGAAUAUUUGGGUUCUUUUAUAAGCUGGUCUGUAGUUCAUACCACUGCGAACAGAAGGUGCUUUUAAAGGUAUGAAGACUACAGGUAAGCAUCGGGAGUCUCAGCAAUAGCAGUGACAUGAUCAUAGCUUCAAAAUAUCAUACCUUGUGUAUGGUGGUGAUGAGAACAAUGAGAAGAUGAUGAAUCGGCAUUAUAUAUACUUGACAAAUUUGUAUGCAUCACUUCUUUCGGUUUUAUAUGAUUUGCAUGGUUGUGGCUGCCAGGUCCAAUAUUGUGUAUUUUACAGAGUACAAUUUCUUGGUGAAGUACAUGAAAAAAUCCAAUUGAUUAGACUGUACAGUCCCUUAAUUUGUUAUUUAGUACACACACACACACGCUGGCCUGUGUGACUGAUUAAUUUAUAUUGUCAAACUUUGAGAAAUAUCUGAAAAAGCAAAGUGCCCCUUGGAAAGCACGAGUGACAAUGGAUGGAGAACAAUUGAGUGAUGUAACUGUUUUUGCUAUAUUGCUGUCUUGUGGUCAGCCUUUCUUGGUUGUAAUAGCUUAAUUGAUACAACUGGUUUGGAUUCAUUUUAUUUGUUUUUACCUAAGUGGCACGGUGGUGUAGUGGUUGGUACUGUCGCCUCACAGCAAGUAGAUUCUGAGUGUGAACAAAAACCUCCACAGCUUUUCUGUGUGGAGUUUGCAUGUUUUCUUUGUGCCUAUGCGGGUUUCCACCUACAGUCCAAAGACGUGUAUUGGGUCAAUUGGCUAGUUGAGAUUGUCCAUAGGUGUGAAUGCGAGUGUCCGUCUGUCUCUCUAUCUCUUACUAUAGAUUGGUGACCUGUCCAGGGUGAACCCUGCCUCUCGCCCACUGUCAGCUGGGAUCGGCUCCAGCUCACCCGUGACCCCCAAUGGAUAAGGGGUAUGGAAAAUGAAUGAAUUAAUUUUUAUCUACCUUUUAAGCUGAAAGCAAAUUUGUGUAUUUUGUUUACAAUAAUAAAAACUUGUACAAUAAAAAUACAAGUGUGAACAAA